UUGAUAAAUUGUGUUCCAACAAUCAACUGAUCCAGAGAUGCCAUUAACUAACCUUUUUAAGAAAUUAAAUUUAACACAAUUAAAGGUAAACUGUCAAUACUUUAAAACGAUUCCCGGGAUAAUCCGAUUAAGUGAAUUGGUUAUUGGAAUAAUCUGUUUCAUCUCCAUAAUUGUUAGUUCAUCGUCUUAUUAUAAUCCUUUCCUUGGUACUGAGGAUUAUGGUUUUGCCGGUGGAACCGUUGAGAUAUUUUUCCUGUUAAACAUUUACGCUUGUCUUUUGGCUACUUUUUUAAUUACAAUUGCGACAUUAACUGCGACCACAUUGUCACCAUCACCAUUAACCCAAUCACCUACACUGGCCAACUCAUCAUCAGCCAAUAAAUUAAGUUUCUGUUUUAUUUACCAUUUCACCGCAUUCGUGAUUAAUUUGAUCAACUCGCUCAAUUUAUUGAUUGUUAUCACCAAAAGGAAUCGUGGAGUACAAAUUAAGGAACCGGGAUAUGGUUACAAAAUUGUUGCUUCGGUUUUCGGCCUUCUACUUUCACUAUGUUACCUUUUAAGUGCCAUGUUUACCUUUCGAACAUCAUCUUUAUUAUCAUCUGAUUCUGAUAAAAACAUUAAUUAUCUAGCAAGUAAAUGUGGAGUUUCAGUGGUGACCAGUGGCCUUGGAAUUAACCCCGAAGCUAAAUUCCCAUCACCAUCCUCACCAACCAGAGGAUCGAUGGCAUUUCUACCUGCAUGGGUUCGAGCUUAUAUAACGUCGGCUAACAAUGUGACACCAGAAAACAAUUCCACCGCCAUCGCCUCACCAGCAGCAACAACAACCAACACACAUCGUAAGCAAGAUCAUGAUAACAGAGCAUCAAAUAUAUAUGAUGAGAUCUCAAUUGCAGUUCCAGAAUCAACAAAUACAUCAUCAACUUGAAUCAAUUGAAAAGAUUAAUGAGCUCAUCAUUCAAGUUUCAUGUUUAUCGAAAAGCUGAUUAUCAUGAUGAUGGAAGAACAAAGUUUCAAAAUCAUUUUUCUUCUAAACUUACAGAUUCACUACGAAAGAAAAGCAGCAAUCAAGGAAGAAAAUCGAACUCAAAAAGAAAACGUUCGAAAUUGAAAUUUGAUAGUAAUAGUUCUGAUUCGUUGGAACAAUGAUUAUGUAACUAAUCAUAAUCAAGAAGGAAAAAAAAAUAAUGGAAAUCUAAUUACUAACUAUUCGUUAUUACUGACCAAUCAAGUCUUUCACUUUAUCAUUUAAACGCAUUCAAUCAAUUGAAUUACCUGUUGAUAGGAUGAUUAAUUAAUCGGAGAUGAUACAAUUUACACUUUCAAUUGAAAGAUAAAGACACUUAUAAGUAAGAUGAUUAAGCAAAAUUGAAUUUAGAAAACUUUAAUUAUAUAAAUGAUUUCGCAGUUAAUUGCGACGAUGAAACAGCCGAAAGGAGAAAGAUCUGAGAAAAUGAAGAUUCCAUUUAAUUAGAAUGUGAAUAUUGAUGACCAUCAAUGAUGACCAAUGUUCCGGAUUAGAAUUUGGAUAAUUCAGUUGAUUGUAAUCAAAAAUCUACUAAAUUUAUAUACUAAAUCGUUACAAAUGUUAAUCACAAUCAAAGGUAAUUAAUUUAUUCACCCAAGGUUUUUGUUUUUACUUGCUUAAUGUUGUCAUAAUCAUCAAAAGGUCAACACUCAAACUGACCAAGUCAAAAAAAAGUAGGACAUUUAGUGUUGAUUGUGUCCACCAAAACAACAACAACAACAAAUAUUUAAAUUACUGAAUGGACAUUGAAAUAAUUACUUUAUAGUAAAUUAAUAAUGAUAACAAUUAACUAAUAACAAUA
Panonychus citri (citrus red mite) is the source of this 1826-nucleotide messenger RNA. RefSeq lists its product as uncharacterized. The transcript is spliced from 4 exons. Gene Ontology annotation, cellular component: membrane. NCBI's taxonomy places the organism in Eukaryota, Metazoa, Arthropoda, Arachnida, Trombidiformes, Tetranychidae. The record is from RefSeq and is a predicted model, not a curated record. Bases 38 to 925 code for a protein of 295 amino acids.